CGGCUCCCUGUAAGCCCCGCCCCUCCCUCUGUCAUGCACGCUGUAGUCUGACCACAGAGUCUGGCUCAUUUGCUCCCGUCUGUGUUUAUAGUUUUAAAACCAGGACAUUUAACGCAACGUGAGGUCUCUGCCUUACCCCAGCACAAACACAGGAGCACCUCAGAGAUCCUGUUUCUCAUCUGGACCCACUUUAAGGUGCCGAAGAUGUCCGUGUGGCAGCAGGAGCCGCCAGGUUUCUCCUCCUGCGUAGAGAUCGACUCCAGCUCUGUGAGGUGCAAAGACAGGCUCAGCUCUCCGGCCUGGCUGAAGCAGGAACAGGAUGAACUCCGCAUCAUCAAGUGGGAGAACUUCCAAACAGGGACGUCGACUGACGCUGUUCAGGACAACACGCCCAGCAGCGCCAUGUCAGCCUCACAUGGAGAGAGUCUGCCCCCGAGGGUGCUGCUGACCAUCACCAAGCUCCAGUGCAUGCUGGAGAGCAAACAGGAGCGCAUCACAGCGCUGGAGAGACAGGUGGAGGACCUGAUGCAGGACCGCAAGUUUCUCAGGAGCCAGAUAGAAAACCUCACAAGUAACCGCUCCAUGCCGUUGUUUGCAUCACCAUCUCCAGUGACUGAAGCUCCCAAACCCAGCAAAGUGCAGCACUCAGAGAGCAAGUCCCGUAAGAGAGAGAAAGUGUCCUGCAGCUCCUCCGACAGCAGCCGCAGCGGCUCUGAAGUAUCGGACUCAUCGGAAAUUUCUGCGGCCUCGAGUGAACACAGGAGGAAAAAACACCACAAAGACAAGAAGAGAUCCAAGAAAGGGAGGGACUACAGCCGGAAGAGAGCCACCGGUGUCCAAUACGUCAUCCACCGCUACCAACAAGUCCUCUCAGCCUUCGUCAAGAAGAACAGCAUGAGCGAAGCCUUCCGCCAUCUCGGAAUCGACCGGAACACCAUCGCCAACACGGCGUCAAUCGCCGAGCUCCACAUGGCCGGUAAAGACAUGGUUCCUCUGGUGGGCAUGUUCCGCCAAGGAGAAGAGACUCUGGUCAGCUACGCCCAAAGGUGCACCCUGGCUAUCGACAGCGACGUGGAUCUGUCGCGGAGGAUAGACCAGAUGAAAGCCAGCGGGGAGCUUCUGCCCAUCUCAGGGAAAAGGCCGAGGCUGUUGCAUUCUCACAUGCAGCCACUGGGGGGCGCUGCAGAUAGCAUUUUGAUAGGUUAAUGAUUCUUUCAUUGCACAGAGAAGGGGAAAAACAUGAUGCCUUCACCAGCUGGUGUUCUUGUGUCCCUUUUCAGUCUGAUAUGAACUGGAUUGAAAUAUUUCAUGUAGCAUUUUUACAUUUUUAAAGUUGAUCUCAGUCUCAAGGGGAACCAAAAUGUUUCUUAUUUUUAAGUAUGUCCAUUAAAUAUCCACAUGUACAUUUUUAGGAUGUGUUUUUUGUAUGUGGUAGCCACAAAAAAUAUAUAUUCACAGCUGCUCUCACCAAUGGACAUGAUAGAUAUUUUUAUUAUCAGUAUGUAUUACAACCCACCACCAGAUGGCAGUGCUUACACAUGCGAUCCUGUUUACUCCUGUUGUCAUUCACUCCAAAAUGGUGGAAAGUCAAUUUCCAUUUUCCAGAGCCCCGAGUCUGAUGGAGCAUUAACUUUAUGUUCAUUGAUUUUGUGAGAAUAAUUUUCUUAACUUGAUCCUGUUUUUGAUUUUCUGUAACUGAAGUGAGCUAUCCCAAAUAAUGUGUGUUAAUGUUACUGAAGCUGCAAACGAAUGAAAACACUAUUUGAUCACAGAA
Molecule: messenger RNA, 1774 nt
Organism: Notolabrus celidotus (New Zealand spotty)
Lineage: Eukaryota; Metazoa; Chordata; Actinopteri; Labriformes; Labridae
Product: coiled-coil domain-containing protein 106-like
Exons: 5
Coding region: 205-1206 (333 amino acids)
Cellular component (GO): nucleoplasm
Source: RefSeq, a predicted model, not a curated record